GGGGGCAUAACACCGCUUGCUUGAGUUUGGUUCUGGUUCUGUGGAUUUGUUUUCAGCACUUAAACUAAAAAGAAAUCCUGAUUUAAAACCCGUUCGGGAGUCGAACGAGAGCUGAGCCAAAAGAGGAGAUUGAAAUCACUGCUUCUAAGUGGCCGCGUUAGGACAUUAUUAGAAACCGAGCCGAGUGACGCUUCAUUGGAGCGACCUGGCUGGCAUAAAGAAACAGAGCUGGGACGCAGAAUAGAUUGGAUUUGUGCUUGGAACCCUCAAAAGCAAGGUCAUUAAAAGAGAUUAUUGGAUGGAAAAAGAGAGGGCAAUCACAAGCACUUUGAGAUGGCUUUGAUGACAGUGACCAGGUUAUCACAGAUCUGUGGACCAGAUGAAGCUGAGACGGACACUGAAUCCUUCAAAUAAAACAGGAGCCGAAUUUUCUGGGGCAUAUUACCAUGAUGUGAAUCUCCUGUUCAACGACAUCCCAAAUGUGCUGUAUGGGGCAAAGAUCUGGUAACUGGAGGCUUUUGGUUCACUCAAUUUCGUGUUCAAGAAACCGGUUUGAGAUCAUCUGAGCUUUAUGACAUGGUGUUUUAUCCUGCAGGCAGUAGCAUUCAGAAGAUGGGUACAAUGUGGUCAUAAAGAAAUGGAUAUGGUCAGCAACAAUAUCCAGAUCAAAAUGGACCAGGAUGCAGACGCACAACUGAGGAUCGGCUUUAUCGGUGCAGGAAACAUGGCUUUUGGCAUCGCAAAGGGCAUGUUGUCAGGAAAUGUUCUUCCUAUAAACAUCAAUGUCAGUGCACCAUCCUCCACAAAUCAGGGACGUUUCCAGGAGCUUGGUAUUUCUGUAACUCACUCCAACACCGAGGUGGUCAGUGGUUCAGAUGUGGUGUUUGUCGCAGUCAAACCUCAUCUCGUUCCACUCGUUCUCUCUGAAGUGUCUCCGCACGUCCAACAGAAACAGAUAAUUGUGUCAGUUGCAGCAGGAGUAACCCUAGCUGUGUUGGAGGAGCUCCUCCCGGAAAACUCGAUUGUCAUCCGGCUGAUGCCUAACCUUCCCUGUGUGGUUCAAGAGGGGGCCCUCUUGUUUGCACGGGGAGCCAACGCAAAACAAGAAGAUGGCGCUGUACUUCGCAGCUUGUUGCGUUGCUGUGGUUUGGUGGUUGAAGGGCCUGAAGCCUGGAUUGAUAUCCACACAGGGAUGAGUGGGAGCGGAGUCGCUUUUGUGUACCUCUUUGCAGAAGCGCUGGCAGAAGGAGCUGUUAAAAUGGGCAUGCCAAGUGCUCUGGCUCACAGCAUCGCAUCCCAAACGGUUCUGGGUGCUGGGAGAUUGUUACGUGAUUCAGGGAAGCAUCCAGCUCAGCUUCGGUCCGACGUCUGCACCCCGGGUGGGACAACCAUCUAUGGGCUUCACACACUGGAGCAGGGAGGGGUGAGGGCGUCUGUCAUGAGUGCGGUGGAAUCGGCCACUGAGAAAGCCCGGGAGCUUGGAAGAAAAUAGGCAGCAGGAAGGGUCUCUGCUUCUGGCUGCCUUCUAAGAACUACACCUUGAACUUUAACCACGGAAAGUCUUAAAUAUAAGAUGGCUGAUUUUAUUUAUUUCUCAACUAGGUGCUCAAGGAUAAAAAAAAAAAAGCACGAACUUGACUAUUUUACAAUCAGUUUACACCUCUUUUUGUUUCACUUUGAUAGUUAACACAAGAAAAUCUGUUAGAUCACAAGUUUGUGAUUUAGUUUCUGGAUUAACAUGCAGAAUAAUCCUUCUUUUCAAUGAAGGCAGGUAUGCAUGCAGGAUGGGAUUGAAAUGUACAUUUGGAAGUGCUGAUUGAGAUUUGUGACAAAUAAAAACUACAAAGCUCCCAGUUUA
Girardinichthys multiradiatus is the source of this 1858-nucleotide messenger RNA. It is a transcript of the gene pycr3, whose product is annotated as pyrroline-5-carboxylate reductase 3. The record is from RefSeq and is a predicted model, not a curated record. Gene Ontology annotation, biological process: L-proline biosynthetic process. Lineage: Eukaryota; Metazoa; Chordata; Actinopteri; Cyprinodontiformes; Goodeidae. Gene Ontology annotation, molecular function: DNA binding; pyrroline-5-carboxylate reductase activity. The transcript has 7 exons. Bases 572 to 1492 code for a protein of 306 amino acids.